AAACAGUAUCACCACCGGGGCCGAACCAAGCCUUCUUUCUUGUUAAUGCCAACAAGAAAUUCUCUUCGUUUACACCUUCUUCUUCUUCUUCUUCUAUGCUUAAACUACUUCGACUCUCUUCUUCUCUUCUAGCCCGUCACUCUCUUAGCACAACAAGUAAUUUAUCUUCCUCGUUAAGAAGAGCAACAAAGUACCGCAACCGUCCUUGUUGCUCGGCCUUUGUUGGUCGUUUUCACACGCACAAGGUGUUGGCCAUGGCUGAAACUACGCCUUCAUCUUCGUCUUCUCACAAGCAUUCUAAUCGUCUCUCAGAUGAGCACAGUCCAUAUCUCCUUCAACACGCCCAUAACCCUGUCAAUUGGUACUCAUGGGGCGAAGAAGCAUUCGCUGAAGCACGUAGACGAGACGUCCCAAUUUUCUUAUCAAUUGGAUACAGCACUUGUCAUUGGUGUCAUGUUAUGAAGGUGGAGUCUUUUGAGGAUGAAGAGGUCGCUGAAUUGUUGAAUGACUCGUUUGUCAGUGUGAAGGUGGAUAGAGAGGAACGACCUGAUGUUGACAAGGUCUAUAUGACAUUUGUACAGGCAUUGUAUGGUGGAGGAGGGUGGCCACUCAGUGUCUUCAUUUCACCUGAUCUGAAACCUUUGAUGGGUGGAACUUACUUCCCCCCAGAUGAUAAGUAUGGAAGACCAGGAUUUAAGACCAUACUUAGAAAGGUAACGGAUGCUUGGUUCAGUCAGAGGGAUACGCUUGUGAAGAGUGGAGCCUUUGCUAUUGAACAGCUGUCAGAAGCAUUGUCAGCAAGUGCAAGUUCAAAGAAAUUGCCAGAUGAACUUUCACAAAAUGCAUUGCAUCUGUGUGCAGAACAACUUUCUCAAAGCUAUGAUUCACAAUAUGGAGGGUUUGGAUCUGCUCCAAAGUUUCCUAGACCGGUUGAGAUCCAAUUGAUGCUUUACCAUGCAAAAAAAUUGGAUGAUGCUGGAAAUUACAGUGAAUCAAAGAAAGGUCUGCAGAUGGUUUUCUUUACCUUGCAAUGCAUGGCAAGGGGAGGCAUUCAUGAUCAUAUUGGAGGUGGUUUCCACAGAUAUAGUGUGGAUGAAUGCUGGCAUGUUCCUCAUUUUGAGAAAAUGUUGUAUGAUCAAGGCCAACUUGUUAAUGUUUACUUGGAUGCCUUUUCCAUUACCAAUGAUGUCUUCUAUUCAAGUCUAUCCCGUGAUAUUCUUGAUUAUUUGAGGAGAGACAUGAUUGGACCAGAAGGUGAAAUAUUUUCAGCAGAGGAUGCUGAUAGUGCUGAGCGUGAAGGUGCCAAUAAGAAAAAGGAAGGAGCCUUUUACAUAUGGACCAGUCAAGAGGUUUCUUAUCAUCAUCAUUUUGGUCUUCAUUUCAUUUGGAUCGGUUUGAUUUCUCAUCAUAUUGAUGACAUCCUUGGAGAGCAUGCAACUCUUUUUAAGGACCACUAUUAUGUAAAGCCUCUGGGGAACUGUGACCUUUCUAGAAUGAGUGAUCCACACGAUGAAUUUAAGGGGAAAAAUGUGCUCAUUGAAUUAACUGAUACUUCAGCACUGGCAAAAAAAUAUGGCCUGCCUCUUGAAAAAUAUCUUGAUAUUCUGGGUGAGUGCAGGCAAAAGCUUUUUGAUGCAAGAUCCAGAGGACCAAGGCCACAUUUAGAUGAUAAGGUAAUUGUCUCAUGGAAUGGACUUGCAAUUUCAUCUCUUGCAAGAGCUUCCAAAAUCCUUAUGGGCGAAGCAGAGGGCACAAAAUACAACUUCCCUGUUGUUGGUUGUGAUCCCAAGGAAUACAUGACUGCUGCGGAGAAGGCAGCGUCUUUCAUCAGAAGGCAUCUUUAUAAUGAACAAGCUCGCAGGCUAGAGCACAGCUUUAGGAAUGGUCCGUCUAAGGCACCUGGAUUUUUAGAUGAUUAUGCAUUUCUAAUUUCUGGGUUGCUGGAUCUUUAUGAGGUGGGUGGCGGGAUCCAUUGGCUAGUGUGGGCAACCGAACUACAGAAUAAACAGGAUGAAUUAUUUCUCGACAGAGAGGGGGGAGGCUAUUUUAAUACCCCAGGAGAAGAUCCUUCAGUUCUCCUACGAGUGAAGGAAGACCAUGAUGGUGCUGAGCCCUCAGGAAAUUCAGUUUCGGCAAUAAAUCUCAUAAGAUUGGCCUCUAUGAUGACUGGCAGUAAGUCUGAGUAUUACAGGCAGAAUGCUGAGCAUCUUCUGGCAGUUUUUGAGUCCAGAUUGAAGGACAUGGCUAUGGCAGUACCUCUGAUGUGCUGUGCGGCUGACAUGAUCUCUUUGCCUUCCCACAAGCAAGUUGUCUUAGUUGGCCACAAAUCAUCCUUGGAAUUCGAUAAGAUGCUUGCUGCUGCUCAUGCAUCAUAUGAUCCCAAUAGAACAGUGAUUCAUAUAGAUCCUACCGACAAUGAAGAAAUGGAGAUUUGGGAGGACAAUAAUAGCAAUAUAGCUCUCAUGGCAAGGAAUAAUUUUGCUGCAGAUAAAGUAGUUGCUCUCGUCUGUCAAAAUUUCACAUGCAGUCCCCCAGUCACGGAUCCCAAGUCUCUUAAAGCAUUGCUUCUCAAGAAAUCUUCCUGAGGUGUAAAUCUCGGUCAGUGAAGACUUUCAAAGUGUUAAUUGUAUGUGAUGUAUAAGACAUACCUUAGUGCUGUAACCAGGUUGGUGAGCUGUGUCACGAUCAAAUGUUUUUCAACAAAGAAAAAGAAAAAAAGUUUGGGUGCUAUAGAAGAAGCAAUAGAAAUUC
Molecule: messenger RNA, 2751 nt
Organism: Populus euphratica (Euphrates poplar)
Lineage: Eukaryota; Viridiplantae; Streptophyta; Magnoliopsida; Malpighiales; Salicaceae
Product: catalytics
Exons: 15
Coding region: 96-2585 (829 amino acids)
Biological process (GO): carbohydrate metabolic process
Cellular component (GO): chloroplast
Source: RefSeq, a predicted model, not a curated record